Guillardia theta CCMP2712 is the source of this 1020-nucleotide messenger RNA. RefSeq lists its product as hypothetical. NCBI's taxonomy places the organism in Eukaryota, Cryptophyceae, Pyrenomonadales, Geminigeraceae. The transcript is spliced from 2 exons. The coding region runs from base 1 to 1020 and encodes 339 amino acids. The record is from RefSeq and is a predicted model, not a curated record.
AUGAUGAAAGUGUUCGCAACAUGCUGUACGGUCCUCGAAGCUGAUCUGGUCGAGAGGGUGAAGAGCUUCGCGAAGCGUUUUCCUAACAGUAGGACAGCCCAGGCUUGCAAGGCUGUGGAGGGAUGCACCCCCGACGCUAUCGCAGAAGCCAUCCGCUCGACAUGUCAGCAGGCACGACGUGAGCUUCUACAAGAAGCAUUGACUGGAUGGAGUGACGCGUCCAGAGAGUGGUUUAUGCAGCAGAUGGAGGAAGCCAAGAAGGAGAAGGUCGAGACAUACACCGCCACAGCAGGCAACGAGAUGACUUCGUUCAUCUCCAUGACUCUCCUGGGUCUCUCUUCGGUGUAUGUCAACCAUGAAGACUCUGAGAAGAUGAAGAAGAAAUUCGAAGAGAUCGGACUGAUCGUAGACUCAGUGCAAGAGAGUAAAUCGAUCAUGUGGAAGGCUCCGUAUAGACCCGAGAUAGCGAGUGCUGAUGAGAUCCCGGUGACUGUUUCCUUCCUCUGCAAUGCACUAGCGGAGAAGCUCUGGCAGGGAAGAGAGGACUUCCAGAUCGAUGCCACCGCCUCAGGCUCCAUGUCGAAGCUGACUGCUUCGAGCUUGAUUGCUGCGCCUUCUAAAGACAAGGGCAGCUCCUUCAUCAUGCGUCGAGCAUCCUCCGUGGAGUCAAGGAAGAUGCAUAGCUUGGACCCGUUCCAUGACUUGGUAUUUGAGUCCUCCUCCAUGUCGAUGCCUUCAACUUUGAUGUCAAGCCUGUUUGCGAUCUCCAACAAGACUCUCUCCGCUCUUGCGAUGGACGUGUUGCCGCCGUUGCACAGCCCCUCCAUCUCCUUCCUCGUGAAGCGACCAGUAGCCGCCGUCGACUUGAUGAUGAUCUUGAUCUCCUUGUCGUCUCUGCGGCCUGCCUUCUUCUUCUGUGUCCUUGCUGCCUUCUUCAACUUGUUUCUGGACACGAAGCUAUCAGCUGUCAGCUCGACUGCGAGCCGGCGCCUCCCUGAUCUUCGGGUCCUCGCUGAAUAG